AUGGCAAGCAAUGGAAUCCAGAAGGCAAUCCUGUCACUAACAGCGCCUGGCGCGUCCAUUGCUCCUGAUACAGAAUCAGCACGGGUUCUAGCCAGGCAGGUAAAUGAGUACGCUGCUGGUCUCCGCCAGCAGCACCCGAACUCAUUUGGUUUCUUUGCGACUCUCCCUUCACUUACAGAUAUACCUGGAGCCCUAGCUGAGAUCGAAUACGCACUGGAUGUCCUGAAGGCCGACGGUGUCACUUUAUUUACGAGGUACGGGGAUGGAAAUAACUACCUAGGCCACAAUCUCUUCACUCCCAUCUGGGAAGAACUCGACGCGCGAAAGGCAGUGGUCUUUGUGCAUCCCACGCACCCAGUGAACACUACCUGGACAAACCCAAUCCUCCCACAACCAGCCAUUGAUUAUCCCCACGAAACUACUCGCACGGCUGUUGAUUUGAUUAUUGCCAACGUGACGCAGAAAUAUCCCAAUUGCCGAAAGAUUCUCUCCCAUGCGGGAGGGUCGCUUCCGUAUCUGAUUUCCCGGAUUGCAACUACAUCGCGAGCCACAGAGGCCACGGAACUGAUAUAUGGCAAAACCAGUAAAGAUAUCAUGGACGAUUUCAGGUCCUUCUACUAUGAUCUGGCCCUCUCUAGCUCACCCGCUGUCUUGAACAUGGUGCUUGAUCUGGUCCCUCAUCAUCAUAUUACCUAUGGUUCUGACUUUCCAUACGCCGACUCAGACAAGAUUGCCGGGUUCAGAGAAGACUUAGAUGCGUUCCAUAUGGCACCCAGGAUUCGUGAAAUGAUCUAUUAUGGGAACGCAGAGAACCUUCUCCAGUUGGAAAACCACGUCAAGUAG
This is a messenger RNA of Aspergillus puulaauensis, 843 nucleotides long. RefSeq names its product amidohydrolase family protein. Gene Ontology annotation, biological process: secondary metabolic process. Gene Ontology annotation, molecular function: carboxy-lyase activity; hydrolase activity. Bases 1 to 843 code for a protein of 280 amino acids. Gene Ontology annotation, cellular component: cytoplasm; cytosol. NCBI's taxonomy places the organism in Eukaryota, Fungi, Ascomycota, Eurotiomycetes, Eurotiales, Aspergillaceae. The record is from RefSeq and is a predicted model, not a curated record. The transcript has 2 exons.